This is a messenger RNA of Anguilla anguilla (European eel), 3273 nucleotides long. RefSeq names its product leucine rich repeat containing 45 (gene lrrc45). The transcript has 18 exons. Lineage: Eukaryota; Metazoa; Chordata; Actinopteri; Anguilliformes; Anguillidae. Gene Ontology annotation, molecular function: protein binding. Gene Ontology annotation, cellular component: centrosome. Bases 238 to 2262 code for a protein of 674 amino acids. The record is from RefSeq and is a predicted model, not a curated record.
CCUCUUCCUGGUUACCCUUACAAACCACAAACGGUCAAUUUGUUGAUUAGUUAAGGAACAAGUUUUCUGCUGCUGUGAAAUCGACAUGAGAAAUACAAUAUUCCAUCGGUUUAAGUAGAGUAGCUGGUUUGCUUGUUGGGGAAACCGCUUUACUAUGUUCUGUAAAGGAUCCUCAGCUCUGUGAAGUGGGGGCAGCUCCAGUGCAGUGGAAGAAGCAGGGAGCAUUGGUCCGGGGAGAUGGAGGAGUUCCGGCAGACGUAUUUGCGCUUGUGUAAAGAUGCGGGUUUGGAGCCUCAGGAGUCGGUUCUGACCCAGCUGCAGGACGUGCGGCGGACUGCGGGAAGCGCUAGACUGGACCUGGCGGGGCACAGCCUCUCUGUGGACACGUGCGCCGUGCUGGGCAAGGUGCUGCACAAGGACACGCUUUUCACAGAGGUGGUGCUCAGCGACUGCAUGCUCAGCGAGGAAGGUGCCAAACUACUGCUGAAUGGGCUGUGUUCCAACACAACUGUUAAAGUGCUGGAUCUGAAGGGUAACAACUUGAGAGGAUCAGGAGCUGAAACUCUGGGGAAACUGUUAGUCCGCAACAAGACAUUGCGAAGACUGAUCCUGGAAUGGAAUGCCCUGGGGGUGUGGGAUGAGGCCUUUGCCAUUUUCUGUGAAGGUCUGGGCUCCAAUGGCUGCCUCACACAGCUUGACCUGCGCAAUAACCAGAUCAGCCACCAAGGGGCAGCAGAACUCUCUCUUGCUCUGAAACGAAACAGCAUUCUCCAGGAACUUGAUCUGAGAUGGAACAACAUCGGGCUUCUGGGCGGCCGCUCCAUGCUGGAGGCCCUGCAGCAGAAUCGUACCGUGGUGCAGCUGCAGAUGGCGGGGAACAACAUCCCCAGUGACACCCUCAAGGCCCUUGAGCAGUCCAUGGGGCACAACUCGGACCGCCAGUCCACCCUGAGGGAGAGCCGCAGCAGAACCCAGGUGCUCACCAAGGAGAUCCAGAACUUGAAGAAUGAGAAAGGCCGUCAGUUUUUAACUCUAAUGGACACCAUUGACAAACAAAGGGAUGAAAUGGAGCGGGUUGGCAGGACUUCCUCUGUGCGUGCUGGGCAGCUUCACGAAGCUCUGAGUGAGAGGAAGUCAGCAGUGAAUUCCAUCACUGCCAAGCUGCAGAUGACCGAGGCUGCUUUGGCGCUGUCGGAGCAGAAGGUCCACAACCUCGGCGAGCUCCUGACCAGGAUGAAGGGGGAUAAAGCCGAGCAGCAGGACCGCCAUUCACGAGAAAUGAUGAAGCUGCAGGAGGACAGUGUGCUGAGGGAAGGCAAGCUCCUCAGGGAAGUGCACACCGUGACCGAGAAGAACCUGCAGCUGAAGAGCAAGGUUGAAGAGAUGGAGCGCCGGUGCAAGGCUCAGCAGGAUCAGAUCUUUGAGCUGAAGCAGGAGCUGGCCAACACCACAGCUGAGCUGAAACUGCGGCUGGCUCAGGCAGAGGAGCGUUUGGAGAUGGAGAAAACGAGAUCCAAACAUGCUCUGGUUGACUUGGACACGUUGCGCCAAAAGGAGGUGGAUCAUAUGAACCGUCACCUGGAGGAGAGCGAGAGAUCGCUGCAGGACCGUAUUCUCAAACUGGAGGGGCAGCGCAUUCAGCUGGAAGAGGAGCUGAGCCGGGCGAAGGCCGCCUGCGUGACGGAGCGAGCGCAGGCCGAGGAGGAGCUGGGGAAGGUGCGGGCGCAGGUGCGCCUGGAGGAGCAGCAGCGCCUGAGCGGCCUGGAGGAAAAGCUGCGGGCCCUGCGCCAGUCCCGGGACGAGUCCCAGGCGCACUGCGCCCAGCAGAAGCAGGCCGUCGCCGAGCUGCAGGCCAAGAACAGCCAGCAGGGCCUGGAGAUGGAGGGGCUGAGGCGCAGGAUCGACGAGCUGCAGCAGGAGCUCAGCGGGAAGGAGCAGGAGAAGGUGGCGGAGGUGAGCAGGGUGCGAGUGGAGCUCCAGGAGCAGAUCGGACAUCUGCAGGCAGAGAGGACGGCCCAGGGUGGGCUGAAGGAGAAGAUCGCAGCGCUGGAGAGGGAGAUGAAAGUGUUGGGCAGUAACCAUCGGGAGGCCAUUUUGGACAAGGAGAGCGAGAUCUCCUCCCUGUUUGAGAAGCUGCGUCUGCGGGAGGCUGAGAUCCAGCGCAUGCGUGAGGACGAGGCUCAGAGGGCCAGCUUCCUGCAGAACGCCAUCCUCACCUACGUUGGGGGGUCGCCUCUGGGCCACUACAGCCCCAAGAAAUGAGGUGGCCCGCGUAUGCCCACCAUCUGCUCACCAGGCCAAAAAACCUCCAAUCUCAGAGCAGCCUCCCACAGAACAAAGUAAUCAGGCCUAUGGACAAUAAAGCACUUAGCGGAGAAAACAACUAUAUUCUGAAAAUAACUGUAUACUUCAACGGAAAAGAUCUGUUGAUGCCUAUCUCACAUGUGUGAUCACAUGUAUUUUUCCAUAUGAAAUUACCCGCAGUUAUUUUUUUAUUUUGUUAUUUAUUUUUGUCCACAAAGGUGCUAAAUAAUUAUUGGAAUUGUGGUGCAAAGUAACUUUGCUGAAUAAUCUUUCCUUGCAAGUUGAACUUGCAUUUCAGUGAUGACUAAGGAUCAAAAAAAUCCUAAUAUGCAGUGAUUUCUGCUGAUUUCAGUAUCAUUUUUUUACAUUCACUUAUAUAUUUUGUGCAUGCUAUUGGUCAAACUGUGAAAGUACUUCCCAGUUUUGCAGGUAUAGCACUGCUAAACUGUCAUUUUUUAUUUAAGUAAUCACUCGCCAAAUCACAACUUUGCAGAUCAGUCUUUUAGAUUAUAUUGUCAUUGCAGUGAUUUUGGGCUGAAACCUUUUACUUUUUAUAUUUUCUAGACUCAUAGUCUUUAUGUGGUCAGCAUGUGCAGCCUUUCUAGCUAUCCUUUCAGCUUUUUAAAUUAGUGCAACUUAUGAAUAGUUACACGUACAAUGUCAAAUAUCUGUUAAAGCAAUAAUUAAAACGGAUUUUAAAUCGGCCCUAUUUCUCCCUUACUAAAACGGAACAAAUUCCAUUGGAAUUCUAGUGAAGUUUUAAGUGUUCCUGUGUGUAUUCUCUUGAACAUUGUAUACAUUAAGCUGAAGUGUGUUUUCUGAAAGUCAAUUUCGGUGUUUUAAAUUCAAAUGAAAUUAACGGGAUCUAUUGUUGUUUGGUAUUUCAAUUGUGUAAUGUUUCCUUUUGCAGUAUUGUUGUAAGGUUCAGUGCUUUUAUACAUAAUAAAGACUACUUGAAUUUGGAAACAA